CGCGACAGUCAUUUUUUCGAUGCAAGAGGCAAUGGACGGUCGAAUCGGAAUAAUAAAUCGCUUGUAUAUGGUUUGUGCCUAUGUAGUUAGAACAAAGCUUAGUGAAAAUAUAGUGUGUGUGGAAAACGAUUAAAAGCAUUUAAGUUUGUGACACAUAAAUAAAUUUGUACGCCGUGCGUGAUUUAGCCUUGUUCUUACAUGCAAUCUAUAAACGUAUGCGUUUAUAUGUAUAUAUGCGUACCUGUUUCUAUUUUAUGUGUACAUAGAUGUGUCAAAGUUUUAUUUUAAAUUUAUGAAAAGCAGUGGUAGUGCCGCACGCAAAAAAAAAAACGCUUUACAGUGUAUCUCAAAGAUGCAAUCUAAAUAAACGAGACACCAAAUAUGUAUUUCACUGAAUAUUUAUCAAUAUUGUAUGUUUCUUGUGCUCGAAUUUGAUUUUACAUGUGAAUCGCCACCGUUUCUAAUUAUUGAUUUCUUCGUCAGCAUUGGAAAAGAAAUUUGCAAAAUUUCAAAGACGAAUAGCGAAGAGAUUGCGACAAAAAGAAUAUCUACGCAAACACUGUUCCAGUCAUUGUUAUUGUUAUGGUCCGAGUUGCAGUGCCAGCCGAAUUCAUAUGUACUCGUAUGUACAUAGCAUGCAAAUUUGUAUGAGCUUAUGGUCGAAACCAAACGCAAGCAGUUGAUGGACCGUGAAUCAGUGUCGGCUUGUGUGCUAUUGUGCAAGCAACAAAUACAUACAUGUAUAUAUACAUAAUAUGUAUAUAAUUUUUGCUCAAGUCUUCCGCAAAGUCUUCGAAUAUUGUUAAAGAUAUUAGUUUAUAUUUUCAAAAUUUUGUUAUUAGAACGGUACGGCAUAAAUCACUAAGUGGAAGUAUGUUUUUAUGUAAAGUGAAAAAUAUUAAAUCGAUUAAAAAAACACUUCUGUUAGUGUAUAAUUGAGUGAACAAGUGAAAAAAUUCACAUUGAAAAUAUUGGCCUUGCUAACAUCUAAAAAAUCGAAUCGAACAUCUGUAGCUCAGCGAAAAUGGAGAAUUUACAGAAUUUCGCCCGCACACCACAAUUUUUACGUAAAGUCAUAAGCGAAGCAAGAAGAUCUUUUAUCCGCAACGACGAUACGUGCAACAACGACGAGGCGGAUAGUGAGAACAGCACCGAAGCAUACAUCGAUGAAAUGGAACUCUCACAUAGUCUCACACUCAAUGAAGAAGCGCUAAAACAAUUGCCCGAACAGAAACGCCCUGUUUUCAUUUUCGAAUGGCUGCGCUACUUGGAGAAAGUGCUGCCGGUUGCACAGAAAUCGGAUAUAAAAUCAUGUCAAAAGAAGUUAGUUCAGCAAUUGACAGAACACAUUCAGGGCUCACCAGGUCCGCCGACACGCAAAUUGAUAGCCAGCUGCUUGGCGACACUCUUCUCUGUGGGCGAUACUUUCAUGCUGUUCGAUACGGUGAAUGCCUGUAAUGACAUUUUAAAGAAUAAGGAUGAUUCACCGAGCUAUCUACCCACUAAACUUGCCGCUAUUUGCGUAUUGGGUUCUAUGUAUGAGAAGCUCGGUCGUAUGAUGGGGCGCUCUUACGAGGAGACGGUUCAAAUAUUAAUACGCACUCUACGCAAUGCCGAAUCGCAGGCGCGUGCCGAAAUUAUGAUUACAUUGGAAAAGGUUUGUGCUGGUAUGGGUACGGCUAUUUCGAACGUACACAAAGAUAUUUACAAAGCAACGAAACAUUGCCUAACAGAUCGCGUGAUGGCCGUUCGUGUCGCGGCCGCCAAAUGUGUGCUAGAGAUGAUCAAUCACGCACCAUUCCUCUACCAAACCGAACUCGAGAGUUUGGCUACGCUCUGUUUUCGGGCUUUUGAUGGCAGCAAUUAUGAGGUACGUUGCGCGGUCGCUAAAUUACUGGGCACGCUGUUAGCUUUUACACAACAACCUCCAGAGGGUGCAAACAAAAAACCAGGUCAACCGAUAUCAACAAAGAAUCAGGCGCGUAAUGUUUCGCUCGAUGAAGCUAUGGGUAUAUUAAUGUCGGGUUUUCUGCGUGGAGGUGUCUCCUUUCUAAAGGGUACAGGUGAAAUUAUUAAAGGAAGUUCGAGCGUUAAUCGAGAAGUGCGUGUUGGCGUCACACAUUCCUAUGUUGUUUUUGUGCAAUUCAUGGGCAGCGUCUGGUUAGAACGAAACCUAAGUACAUUUCUAAUGCAUGCACUGGACUUAGUGGCAAAUCCCAAGGCCGCCUCCUCACACGUUGAUGCUGUGUAUUCGCGUAAAUGUAUUAACUUCAUACUUCGUUCGAUUAUCGGUAAAAUGCUAGGCGAAAAAGCGCAAACAUCAGCCUGCAAGGAACUCAUACACAUUAUAGCCAAACAAAUGAACUCAAUCGAUUUCAAUCCCGAAAACGCAAAGGAUUCCAAUCAAGAGACGCUUUUUAGCCAACACUUACUGGUGUGUGCGCUACAAGAGUUGGGAUCGCUUGUGCUCGGCUUGGGCACUACAGCACAAAGUCUCUUGCAUGAUCAUUCAUUAAAUUCUAUUGAUGCAACUUGCGCGGUGCUUGUUCAUCCAUGUGCCGCGGCUCGUCUGGCUGCAGCUUGGUGCUUACGCUGUUUCUGCGUGGCAGUUCCGAGCCAAAUAACGCCGCUCAUCGAUCGUUUUGUCGACGCCCUCGAACAGAUGCGCUCCUCACCCGAGGCAAUCGCCGGUUAUAGUGCAGCUUUAGCCGCAACUUUAGGCAGCGUACGCUACUCACCUCUUGGCAUUCCACACACCAAAGGCAAAGUGGUGUUUAAUACAGCUGAAGAGCUGUUACGCUCGGCAUCGCAAAAUAGUCGCAUGUCACUGAAUCGUACGCAAGCGGGUUGGCUGUUGAUUGGCGCCAUAAUGACGCUUGGUUCGCCGGUAGUUAAGGGUUUGCUUCCCCGUAUGUUACUGCUGUGGCGCAACUCAUUCCCACGUUCUAACAAGGAGCUCGAAUCGGAGAAGGCGCGUGGUGAUGCUUUUACCUGGCAGGUUACUUUGGAAGGACGCGCUGGUGCGCUCUCUGUUAUGCACAGCUUCUUGCUGAACUGUCCAGAUCUAGUUACAGAGGAUAUAACGAGGCGUCUAUUAACGCCCAUAGAAAGUGCGCUCGCAAUGUUAGUUAAUCUUUCGUCUGUUUUGAAAAGUUAUGGCACACAAUUAAAAGCGUCCGCGGCUAUGGUGCGGCUGCGCUUAUAUGAGACGCUCUCUCUUCUACCAUCAAACGCUUUGGAGUCGUCAUACACGCAUCUGUUGCGCAUGCUUGUGGCUGAGUUCACACUCUCUGAAAAUCCAGCUAAUACAACGAACUCCUUACUAAGGGCUCUCUGUCAUGGUGAUGACUCUAUAAUUUUGGGCACCUGGCUACAAGAAACGGACCAUCGAACUAUUGAGGAUCAGAUGGAACCUAAUCGUAAAUCUGAUGGCGAGCAUCUACAACCUAACAGCGCUGCCGGUUCGGGUGCUCUAGAACAUGAUCCCUGCUGCUUAUAUCGUCCACCGAUUAGUGGUUUGGUAGGCACAGCUGCAAUUGCCGCCGUUGCCAAUACACAAGGAAGCAAAGUCGAUCAAUGUCCCGGACCUCUGCCAUUGGGUGUCGCUGUUAUUGACAUGUCCGUAACGCUAUUUGGUUUAAUUUUUCCGAAGGUGGCUAAUAAGCAUCGUUUGCAAAUGCUUGAUCAUUUUGCUGAAUGUAUACGCCAAGCGAAGAGUAGUCGUCAAGAGGCAGUGCAGAUGAAUAUUUUCACUGCAUUGUUAAGUGGUUUGAAGGGUCUCACAGACAGCAAAAGCGGCAUUGGUCAGGAAGAUGUAAAGAAGAGUUCUACCAACCUGGUUAUUGCUGCUUUGGUUAGCAGUAAUUCAACCUUGCGUUGUGCCGCUAGCGAGGCUAUCGGUCGUAUGGCGCAAGUAGUAGGUGACUCCCGCUUUACCGCCGAAUUGGCACAAAACUCAUUUGAUAAAUUGAAGUCGGCGCGUGAUGUUGUUACCCGAACCGGUCACUCGCUCGCUUUGGGUUGCUUACAUCGCUACGUUGGCGGUAUGGGCUCGUCACAUCAUCUGAACACAAGUGUUUCCAUAUUGUUAGCAUUAGCACAGGAUACUUCUUCGCCGGUGGUGCAAGUUUGGUCGCUUUAUGCACUGGCACUUAUAGCCGACUCUGGUGGACCAAUGUUCCGUGGUUAUGUGGAGGCGACACUAUCCUUGUGCUUAAAGUUAUUGCUCACUGUGCCGCAGUCCAAUAUGGAUGUACAUCAAUGUGUGGGACGUGUUUUGAAUGCUCUCAUUACAACGGUUGGACCAGAGUUGCAGAGCAAUAACAGCACCGUAGGGGCAAUGCGUUCUUCCUUCCUUUGCGCCGCUGCCAUUAUGCAGGCACACACGGACCCAUUGGUACAGGCCGAGGCAACCGGUUGCUUACAGCAGUUACACCUCUUCGGACCAAAAUAUGUUAAUUUGAGCUCAUUAGUACCGACAUUGGUGAAGACGCUGACGAGCAACUAUUUAAUGUUGCGCAAGGCCGCUGUAUCUUGUUUGCGACAACUUUCGCAACGCGAGGCCAAGGAGGUGUGCGAACUUGCUCUACACAUGACACCGGAGCAAUGCCCCGAUAUUACUAUCACUGAAUAUGGGCUUCCGGGUGUACUUUUUGCAAUGCUGGACACCGAAACCGAUGCCGAGAUGUUGAAAAAUAUACAUGACACUUUAACGUCCAUGCUGCAAAUGUUGGCUUCCGAUAAUUUAAGUUCAUGGUUGAGUUUGUGUAAGAACGUGUUAACCGUAGCCGUUGAAGGAACUUCGUUGCAGGACGAAUCGAGCGGUGUAAAGAGUGAGGCAAUAAAUAGCAAAUCUAGCAAUAAUGACAAUGCUAAUAAAAGUGAACGUGAUGACGAUGACGAGGAAGAAGAUUAUGAUGAUGUGACUGAGUAUCACGCAGAGGAAAAUACCUCCACUCAUCCUGCCGUACAACCGCGUUGGCCCACACGCGUUUUCGCGGCGCAAUGCGUACGAAAAAUUAUAGCCACCUGUGAGGCAGCCAAUCCCAUACACCUGGACCUAAUUCAAGCCAAGGAGAUGCAAAUGAUAAAAUCACGUGGCGAUUAUUUGAUACUACAUUUGUCCGAGUUGAUACGUAUGUCCUUCAUGGCGGCCACCUCAGACUCAGAUCAAUUGCGUUUGGAAGGUUUACGUACUUUACAGGAGAUAAUAGAUCGUUUUGCGAAUGUACCAGAGCCAGAAUUUCCUGGCCAUUUGCUUCUAGAACAAUUCCAGGCACAAGUGGGUGCUGCUCUCCGUCCUGCAUUUUCACCAGACACUCCGUCACAUGUUACUGCAGCCGCUUGUGAGGUUUGUUCUGCUUGGAUUGGUUCCGGUGUUGCACGGGAUCUGAACGACUUGCGGCGUGUACACCACUUACUCGUCUCCUCACUAGACAAAUUACAUACGAAGACAAACAGUACUCAGUUAUACAAUGAAUCAAUGGCAACAUUGGAGAAAUUAAGUAUUUUAAAGGCAUGGGCUGAGGUAUACAUCGUUGCUAUGAUCGGCAAUGGUUCUGCGCCAGCUUCUUUGCUGCAAAAGAAACUCACCUCAACCAAUACGAUAACACCACUUACAAGUGGUAUAGAUUUGGAUGGCACUGAGGCGGCAGGUGGGGAUUUCGGUGAUUUCGAAAGUCGUGGCGAAAGCCUGCUAAAUUUAGUUAAACCUGAGUUGGGCAACUUAUCCACACAUUGGCUAGCGGCAAUGAAAGAUCAUGCCCUCUUAUUGCUACCGGCAGAAUUCCAAAGUCAAUUGCCUCACGAUGGCGGCGCAUUCUACACUACUGAUACGAUCAACUCGUCCAAGCCGCAUUAUUUGUCAUCCUGGCCACCUAUAUUAUAUGCGGCUUCAUUAUGGCUGAAGGACGAAGGUUUUGCUGCGUAUGUAAAUACAAAUGCAACGGGCGUUGAUGGCGCCGCCUAUGAGACCAAUAACAACAUCUCACACGGUUCACUCUCUGCCGAUCGUUUUCAUAUGAUUUUCGGUAUUUGCAUGGAAGCUUUAUGCAGCACGCGUACCUCGGAAAAGCCGAAGAAUGUCAUCAGUUGUUUGCAAUCACUUUACACAAUUUUCGAUUCUGAUUGGGCAAGGAAACAAUUGAUUAAGAACAAAACAUUGACGAUUGAACUAUGCAAUGUUUUGCAUCGACAAAUAUUAACGCGCGAUGAACUGUUGGUUCAGCUACUUUGCAUGGAAAUACUAAAACAAUCGAUACAUGCGGCCAGGGAUGAUCUACAGUCGAAACGUGAUCAGAAUCUUAAUCAAAAUAAAAACAAUGAAAACACGGAUAAUGCGCAACUGCAGACAGAAAUUGAAAACUUGGGCGAAGGUGGAGAAUCGGGAGAAAUAACGCCUGGCACUUCGCACGUCUAUGCUGUGCUGGAAGUUUGCUUAUGUGUGUUUGUACGUCAAAUACCCUCAAUGAAUCCGAGUGUCGCCAGCAAACUUAGCACAAUUCAAUUUAAACAAGAAUUAGCUGCCAAAAGUAAUACAUCACAAUCAUUCUUCUCAGUAUUGGCAGAAGAUAAUGGUAUGCUUGUGGCUGGUGGCCUGCAGUGUGUCGAGGAUUUAACCGCGCUAUGCUCUCCCAAAGGCGCACUAACAAUUUUGCCAACCAUCGUCUUUAUGACCACAUCGAUAAUGCGAGAAAUUGCCAAUAAAUCGGCCAUCGAUACAACGAUACUAGCGAACACGGGAUCUGUGCAAGCGGCCUUGCACACUCUCAAAUCGGUAUGCACCGACCGUUGGGCAAAUCAUGAAUUGGUUUCAGCCGAAUGGAUGGCAAUAUUACAAAGCGCAUUAGCUACAGUUAUAGAUAUGACGAAAACUGCUGGUGAUGAGGAAGAACGUAAGGUUGAUGAGGUCACCAUGUUACUGGCCAUUGCCGUCUUUAUAUUGCACACACCUGCUUCAGUGGUGUCCACGCCAUCACUGCAAUAUCCCUGUAUUAAUCACUUCCGACAGUGCAUGCAGUCUGAGCAUUUGUCUGUCAAGCUAAAGUGCAUACAAACAACACGUUCAAUUUUCGCUAAAGCCGAUCUUAAAAUAUCUACACCCUACAUACACGCACUGGCGCCACGUAUAAUUGAGGGCUUGUAUGCGGAAGCGGCGAAGACGCCUCGCACCGACAUGGACCUGCAGAUAACGCUCGAAAGUAUAUUGACCGUGGAGACGUUGAUUGAAUUGGCGGAACCGCAGAAUCGAAACUUGAUGCAAGGCAUACAAAUGUUAACACUACUGGUUCCUGUACUCAUUAACUACUUGGCGGAACCGGCAAAACUGCGAACAUUGCCAAAAUAUCAACGGCAAUUGCACGAGCAAGCAUUGCAGUGGCUGAUGAAGAUCGGUCCCAAAUACCCUCAGGAGUUCAAAACGUUAAUGGGUCAAACAUUGGAGCUGCGCCAGAAACUCGAAGCAGCUAUUCGCAGUCAGCAGCAGUCAAUUAACAUUGCCAACAAGGCAAAUGAAUUGCAGAUGCGCGGCGGUCUUGCCAAGCAGCAGAAGCCAACCAUUAAAUUGAAAACGGAUUUCAGCAAUUUUCAGUAAAAAAAACAAACAAACCGUUACAGCGUCGAAGUGUAUAUCGUCACCUAAAAUGCAAACGUAACGUAACAUCACUUUUCACAAGUUUAUAGGAGAAGCCGAAACGAACUAGCGAAACGCAUACAAUUGAAGAUACGCUAUUUUAAAUUUUGAUUAUACUUUGCUUAUAUCUGAUAGCAUGAGCUUAAAACUUUAUAUUUAACUUUAUUUAUAUGUAAUGUAAUAUUAUAUGAUGUAGUUAAUCAUAAUCACCAAAAAACUAAAUUUCGAAUUUUUCGAUAAUACGUUAUUUUGCAUUUUAGGUACGUGCAUACUUUUUCAUAUAAACAUACAUACAUAUUGGAAAACAUAAUUUAUGGUUAUAUUUACAAAUUCAUGGAUAUGAGAUCGGCUACGGAUUGUAGAAAUAUGAUCGUAUAGGCAUUUGCAUUAGCACAAUAAAUUAGCACAUAAUAAAUUUUAAAAACCCAUUAAAUACAUAUGUAUUUCUUCGUUAAAACUCCCGCAAAAAUUCUUGUAUUAAUUUGUCCUAAUAAUUUAUUAAAUAUUUGUCGGUUAAAAUAUUUUAAUUUUACAAAUGUAUAUUCGAUUAAAUGUUAGAGUUUUAAAAUACAAACUAACACGUGAAUGUAAUUUCUACUAAACAAUUCGUCACAAGUUUGUUCUUGGGAAUAUACACUUAUAUAUACAUACAUAGUAUACAAUAUCAAAUAAGUAGCAACCUACUAUAUUAAUUUAUGUUUUUUUGUCUACUUUGUGAAACGUCAUAAUAUGAAUAAUAUGCUUAAAAACGAGAAGUGUAAAAUUAUUGUAAAAAAGUGAAAAAUGAAAAGUAAAGAACUUAACCCAAAUCGUUAAGAAUUAUAAAGUCAAAAUGAAAUGUAUGUGAAUAUUUAACAAUUAUUAACAUAUAAAAAGUUAAAUAAAUUGUAAUUACACAAGUAUA
Bactrocera oleae (olive fruit fly) is the source of this 8534-nucleotide messenger RNA. RefSeq names its product HEAT repeat-containing protein 5B. Gene Ontology annotation, biological process: endocytosis; retrograde transport, endosome to Golgi; intracellular protein localization. Gene Ontology annotation, cellular component: membrane; endocytic vesicle; Golgi apparatus. Lineage: Eukaryota; Metazoa; Arthropoda; Insecta; Diptera; Tephritidae. The record is from RefSeq and is a predicted model, not a curated record.